CUACCCCAUUCUGGAUACUCAGCCCUUGAUAAACACCUCCCUCACUCUUCCCCAUGAGUCUUAUUCUUCUCAGCACAUUACUUUACUCACAUCAUUCAGCCUGACGAUGUCUUCAUUUAUGCGAAUCUUUGGUUUACUCCUAAUCUGCUUUUACAGUCAUGUGAGCGCCGUUACAUUUCAAGAAUUUCCUCCGCAGAUAGUGAAAGAGAGCAGUGAGGUGCAGAUUCAGUGCAGCCAUGAUGAUAGUGGCAAACCACAAAUGCUCUGGUUCCAGCAAAAAAAGGACAGCCUGGUUCUGACUCUCAUUGGGUAUGUGUACGGACAAGGUUCCCCAACAUACGAAGGGGAGAUGGAAAAACAAUUCAAGCUCACAAAAGAGGAAACAACGAAGGGAAAGCUGAUCAUUCGCAGUGCAAACCUGUCAGACUCGGCUGUUUAUUUCUGCGCUGCCGGGACAGGGGGCUACGACCCUGCUUACUUUGGCAGUGGAACCAAACUGACUGUGCUGGCAAAAGACAGUGAAAUUAAGCCACCAACAGUGGAAGUGCUUCCACCGUCAACGAAGGAGUGCCAAAACAAAAUAGAGACAAAAAAAAGGAAGAAGACGCUGGUUUGUGUCAUCAGCAAAUUCUACCCAGACCAUGUCAGUGUACACUGGGAGAUCGGUAAUGAGGAAAGAAAGAAGGGUGUGGCGACGGACAACAUGCCCGCACAGCCGAACGAAGGAGGGUUUUACAAAAUCACCAGCAGGCUGAAGGUCGACGCCAAAGAAUGGUUCAAUCCCGACAAUGAAUUUCACUGCAUUGCCAGCUUCUUCAAUGGGACAGUAACUGCAAACUAUACAGAUUCAAUUAAUGGCAUAAAAGCUCUAAACACUGGAAAAAACAUAACAACAGAGGAUUAUUUGAAGAGAAGUCAGGCCGCCAAGCUCACCUACGGCGUUUUAAUCGUCAAGGGCUGCAUCUACGGCGCCUUCGUGAUGUUUCUGGUGUGGAAGCUUCCGGGUUCAUCUGGAAAGCGGAACAACUGAGAGCUGAGUCUGAGCGAUCCGCUUCUCCGGGAUGUUGCUGGUGUCUGUAAAUAUUGGCUGAAAACUUCGAAGACAAAAACUUAGGCAAUUUUGUAUGUUGCACUGUGUUUCCUUUUCACUCAAUUCUGCUAAAAUACAGCUGUAGAUAUACAGUAUAUAUACUAUUGUUACAACCUUAAAGGUGUAAUAUGAAAGAAUUGUAGGACUUCACUGAAAUUGAAUCUGGAGGAAAGACAGUUUUGAACUUGUGACAUCUAUGAAUUGUUUUUGAAUGUUUAGCACACAGACCGCUAGCUGCACAGCUAACUGAGCUAACCAGCUACGGUUAGCAGUUCUUACAUAUUGCACCUUUAAGGCUGAUCUAGUGUGGCCUUUUUAUACGUACUCACAAUGAUGAUAAUAAGUCCUCUUUGCAUGUGUGUUCGUGGUUGUGAAUCAACUGUUUGCUGAAUUUUCUUCUCAAUAAAAAUGUUUUAGAGCAUCUUAAA
Molecule: messenger RNA, 1518 nt
Organism: Acanthopagrus latus (yellowfin seabream)
Lineage: Eukaryota; Metazoa; Chordata; Actinopteri; Spariformes; Sparidae
Product: T cell receptor beta chain MC.7.G5-like
Exons: 8
Coding region: 107-1030 (307 amino acids)
Biological process (GO): cell surface receptor signaling pathway
Cellular component (GO): plasma membrane
Source: RefSeq, a predicted model, not a curated record